Messenger RNA from Paracoccidioides lutzii Pb01, 564 nucleotides. RefSeq lists its product as hypothetical. The coding region runs from base 1 to 564 and encodes 187 amino acids. The record is from RefSeq and is a predicted model, not a curated record. The transcript has a single exon.
AUGGUCUCCAUCAAGGAGAAAUUCCGCUCAGAGUCAUCCUACAUGGGCCAGCCUUCAGAGCCACAACAUCCAAGCACUCUGCGCAAGCGUCUCUCUCUUGGAGACCUCCUAUCCCUAACUCGUCAUUCCAAUACCGCGACCAUAAUGGCAAAUGCUCCCACAGAGCCCUCCGCUCCCGAGCACAAUAAACCCUCCAUAGUGGACUUCCUCGAGCAUAUUUCUCAAAUUCUAUGCCGAGAUGCGCAUCGUUCUUCCUCACAACCCUUCGACGAGCUUCCUAGAGAUGCGAACAAGCUCGAAGGAAUAAUGAAUUACCACCUUGGCCAGCUAGACCGACUUAGGCUUGAACUGGAUCUGCAAAAUGAGACAAUCGAACGAUUGUCACGUACCCUCACGCCAGAGGAUCUAGAACACACAGCUCAGAAGUUGCUGGCGAGGGUCCGAGUAGCUAGGAAUUCGCGAAAUCUGCUUGCGCCGUUUAUGGGAUUUCAUCUGCGGGAGAUUAAGAGGAUUAUUGAACUACGUUGGAAAAUGUCAGGAAAGGACGAGCUUCCCACUCUGUGA